Molecule: messenger RNA, 633 nt
Organism: Ylistrum balloti
Lineage: Eukaryota; Metazoa; Mollusca; Bivalvia; Pectinida; Pectinidae
Product: TLC domain-containing protein 2-like
Exons: 4
Coding region: 1-633 (210 amino acids)
Biological process (GO): phospholipid homeostasis; plasma membrane organization; membrane assembly
Cellular component (GO): plasma membrane
Source: RefSeq, a predicted model, not a curated record
AUGGCAGAGCAUAAAAAGAUACAUUUGGUUAUGUAUCCAGAGUUGUUUGAUGACCUAGUUAUUCAUAUUAACUACUUCACGUUUCUCAUGAUUCCGUUUUCAACAGGGUAUUUUCUGUAUGAUUCCAUUGAUAUGCUGAUCAACAAAAAACUACGUCAAAAUUGGGAGGUCACCAUCCAUCAUAUUGCUGUGGCGUCCAUGUUUUGGUUCAAUUUCCAACAGAAGUUGUGCAUCGGCUAUAACGUUUUGGCACUAAUGGCUGAAAUAAACAGCUUUUUCCUGCAUACACGAAAGUUGUUACAGAUGAUGAAGGUUGAUUAUAACUCUACAUUUUAUAAACUUGUGUGCCUCUGUAAUAUAGGAACGUUUUCUGUAUUUCGAGGUUACUCCAACGUUAGAAUAUUGGUUGGAAUGUACAUUGAAUUUGACAGAGUCCCAAAGUUUUACUUCAAAUGUCUAACAAUGUCUAUGACUUGUAUGUCUCUUAUAAACAUUAUUCUCUUCUGGAGGCUGCUGAAGAGUGAUUUCCUGCGUAAUCGGGUAAAACAGCCUGUUAACUCAACCGUUAAACCAAUCAAUCCUGAAAAUAACAUAAAUGGUAACCGCCACACAGCACAUAUGAAAGUGGAAUAA